Molecule: messenger RNA, 2729 nt
Organism: Suillus subaureus
Lineage: Eukaryota; Fungi; Basidiomycota; Agaricomycetes; Boletales; Suillaceae
Exons: 1
Coding region: 435-2462 (675 amino acids)
Source: RefSeq, a predicted model, not a curated record
UUGUUCUUUUGCCGAGUUUCGUUCCCUGGGAACAGCUCCGCAGCAGUCGUUCCGAGUUACUUUUGACUCGGAGUCGCAGGACAGGUUUUUUGUUGGUAAGUGAAAUCCAUUAGCAUAAUCAAAAGUAAACGCAGGAGCAUGCCCGCGCUUUCCGGCCGGUCAAUAAAAUCUCAUCAUAUCCAUUUUCUCGUUUAGCAUUUGUUAUCACAGAUCUUCGACGCUAUCUCUCGAUCCGAAUUCCUCUAACUUGGUCAGAACCUGUUGUAAAACGUAAGCUCCACUUACCCCCUCUACCGUCCCCCCAUGUUAACUAUAUAUUCCCUUCUAGCACUAACGUCUGGGUCGGGCGCUAACGACCCUAAACUCGUGCGUCUAUCAUGCAUGCUGUAGUUGGACACUCUGUCCUCAUCAUCUAAUAACUUAGACGACUUACAAUGAACUACCCCCCGCAAUUGGCGCCGCAGCCUGGUUCGUCUCAAUUAGGUCACAAUCAAUUCUCCCAACGACCUCCCUCCUCAAACAUGUCCUUCGGAAUACCCAUGAACACCAACCCCGGCAUCUCCCAAAUGAACGGUGCAAACAUGCCCAUGAAUCCCGGCAACAACAUGGGUGUACCCAUGAACCCAGCCAUGUCGAUGAAUCCGCACAACAUGGCCAUGAACAACAUGCCAAUGAACAUGAACAUGAACAACAUCAAUCCAUCAUUCCUCACCACUUUUCAGAACUCCCAAAAUUCGCAGAAUGGCAUGAUGGCUAAAUUUCCAAACUACCAGGCCUCCCAGCAGUCUAUGCCCCCUUCUACGCCUAAUCUUGGCUCUACGCAUGGCCAGGGCCAGUCCAUAUCGCCAUCGCAGCUCAUGUCAGCUUCCCCGUCGCAGCUUAUGGCUCAACAAUCGCAUUCACAAGGCUCUAAUUUGACGCUUACCCCCGCGCAGCUCCUUCAACAGCAACAAGGCGGCAUGAGCCAAGCCUCCAUGGGCACCAUGCACCCAGCUAUGAGCGGAAUGGCCGGGAUGAACAUGGGUGCUGGUGGAAUGCAGAAUUUGAAUAUUGGUAACCCCAUGUCCAACAUCAGCGGAGGUGCGAUGAACAUGCCUGCCGGCAUGCAGAACAUGGGCGGGAACAUGGGCAUGUCCAAUAUGAUGAGCGGUAUGCCAAACCUCAGCAACCCUCAGGUACGCAUGAACAUUACGGCUCAGCGUUGGGCGCAGAUGUCGCCCCAGGAUCGUGCCAUCUUCCAGCAGCAACGGCAUCAACUUGGACCGUCAAGCGUUCCUAAUCAACAACACCACGAGCGGGGCCCAAGCCUGACGCACGACCGCCCACCGAGCCAGCAUGGGAGACAUGACCGUGCUCCGAGUCAAUCCCAUGACAGGCAGCCCAGCCAGCAACCGCAAGAUGUCUCUCAGGUCACAGACCGCCCUUCCUCAUCCGCUUCUAUUCGCUCCCACCACUCCCAUCAUAACCUUGACUCUGGCCUGAUGCCCCCACCAUCCUCUCGACCUGGUACUUCCAGCGGUGGCAUGGGUGUUCCAAACGUUAAUCCACGGAUGAAUCAGCAAUCCAUGAAUUUAAACCCGCACCUUAACAUGACGCCCGGUGCCAACAUCAAUCCUAACAUGAAUGUCAGCAGUAACAUCAACCCUCACAUGAACCAGGCCUCGAAUAUCAACCCUGUGAUGAACCCGACUCAGGCGCAGCAGAACAUGAACUCUGUCAUGCACAUGAACAUGUCCCCGUCGAAUAUCAAUCCUGCGAUGAACCAGGUGCAGAAUCUGAAUCCACACCUAAAUCGCCCUCCGACGAGAGCAGAUUCUGCGCAUGGACUUAUUGCGUCGCCAAAGCAAUCACCGAGGAUGUCGGGGAUGAUGAAUCUUGCUGGUGGCCCUCCUGGAGGCAUGUCUGGUAACAUGGGUGGCCAGAUCAACCUUGGAAUGACGAACAUGCCCAGCGGUGCGAUGGGAAUGCAUGGUGCCCCCAUGAGUGGCGCCCCUGGUAGUGGCAUGAACAUUGGCAUGGGCGGCAAUAUGAACGCAGCUAUGGGAACAAUGGGCAAUGCUGGUGUAGGUAGCAUGGGGAAUGUACCCAGCAUCGGCAGCAUGAGUAAUCUUGGCUCAGCGAACAUGAAUCCUAACACUAUUGGCGGCUUGGGAGCCGGUGGCAGCAUGCUAGGCGGAGCGGGGGGAGGUCUUAUGGGCCCUCCAGUGAUUCCUCAAUCCAUGCAGCGGCCAGAAAGAGACCAGAUGAUGCAGAGAGAACGCUCGAGCUCGCUCCAUGGACGUGAACAGGUGAGGAGCGCACCUCCGUUCUUCACGUAUCGUGAACUGAUUUUGCAAACGUUCUUUUACCCGUUGAUGUGUCGUCGUCCGUUGUCGUGCUCCAGAGUAUGCCUCCGGCGUCUGCUGCACCGUUUAUGGGUCAGGGUCUUGAUAAUGUCAGUGUCCAGGGAAUGGGAAAUAUGACUGGUGGUAUGGGUAGCAUGCCUCGGCAGCAAUCCCAACCGCCGAUCAACACACAUCAGCAAUCGCCUGCCUGCCAAAGACCCCCAGGCCACCGCUCCCCCAUGCCUCUUGUUCGGAAAGCCGGGGAGAUACCCGCCACACCGGCGCUUUCCGGCACCCCAAACCCCGCCGCACCACAUCCAGGCGCAGCUGUGGUCCCGAAACUGCCCCCUCAUCUUGCAGGGCUCAAUCCCGCCGUAACCAAGAUUUCGUUCAUCCCUUACACUG